Messenger RNA from Myiozetetes cayanensis, 3380 nucleotides. RefSeq names its product solute carrier family 43 member 3 (gene SLC43A3). Gene Ontology annotation, biological process: transmembrane transport. NCBI's taxonomy places the organism in Eukaryota, Metazoa, Chordata, Aves, Passeriformes, Tyrannidae. The coding region runs from base 1755 to 3266 and encodes 503 amino acids. Gene Ontology annotation, molecular function: transmembrane transporter activity. The record is from RefSeq and is a predicted model, not a curated record. The transcript has 13 exons.
GCGUGCUUCCCCGAACAUGUGCGCGGCCAAAGUCUCCGCGGCCGGGGCUGCCCCUGCUCCGUGGGGCGCGGGCGCUGCCCACCCCGGGGCACCCACGCCCCACGGAGGGCAGCGCGGUGGGGAGGGGGAGCCUAGACCCAUGGCAGCCCCGGAGGUCCUGAGACCCCGCACCUGCCCCCCGUCACGGCUCGAGGUGAGCUGGGGGGACACAGCAAAGGCGGAGAGGACAAAGGGGACGGAGUCACCGGAGCCAGGCACCCCCUCCCCGCCCCAGACCCUCCUGCUCCCCCCGUGGGGGGCUCACCACUGCGGGCACCUCACCAGUACGGGGGGGUCACUGCUGUAGGGGGAUCGCUAGUCUGGCUGGGCUAGACCAGUGUGGCCAGGACACACCAGUCUUGGCUUGGUGACAGAUGACACCCAUAGUGAGUGCCUCGGGCUGUCCCAGGUAGAGACUCUCAUAUCUUGGGGUGCCCCGGUGCCCCCCAAGUGGGUGCCGCAGCCCCAGCUCCCAGCCUGGGUGGCUAAAAAUAGCGCAGUCCCCCCGUGCCGCCCCCGCCGACCUCGGCCAGGUUAAUCUUUAGCCUCUGAACGCUGUAAUGAAGGCUCAUUAUCCGACAUUACCGCGGGCAGGGGACCGGGACAGGGACAGGGACAGGCCCCGGACGCUGACGCGGGGCUUGGUGUGGCGGAGCCAGGCUGCGUGCGGGUGAGCAGGGUGGGGGUACACAGAGGACAGCGAUGGGCUGGGGGUGACAUGGCCUUGGUGCCCGUAGCACCUGGCCGUGGGUCACACUGGUGAUGCAGGGAGUCCCAGCUGUGUGUGUAGGGUGACAAUCCCCAGUGCAGUACAGUCGUUGGGGGACCAGUGUCCCCAGGAGACACGUUGUGGUCCCCAGCAGUGUGAGGGGAUCCCUGAAAGCACGACAGGGUCCCCAGGGGGUGGCAGGGCCCCAGACACGUGACAGUGUCCUUGAGAGCCAUGCCAGGGUCCCCAAGGGAGGAUCCCAGGGGCUGUGCUGGAGCACCAGAGGGUGUGUCACCAUCCCCGUCAGCAUUCCUGCGUCCUCAGUAGCUGUGCCAGGUUCCCAAGGGCUGUGCCAGGUCUCCGGGGGGGUUUGUUGGUGUCCCCAGGGGUUGCCAGUAUCCCCGGGGGCUGUGCCAGCAUCACCAGGGAGAGUGCCAGGUUCCCAAGGGUUGUGCCAGGUUCCCAGCGGGGUGGCAGUGUCCCCGGGGGGGGGAGUGUUGUUAUGUUGAACCCAGUGCACACACCAGGGUGCCCGGCAGCGUGUCAGUGUCCCCAUGGCUGUGCCAGGUCCCCGUGGGGUGCUGAUGCCCUCGUGGGGGUGUUGGCGUCCCAGGGCUAUGUUAUUGUCCCUGGAGCACGCACCAGGACACUGGCAAUGUGCCAGUGUCCCCAGGGCCAUGGCAGGCCUUGGGACGGGCCGGCACGGGGUGAUAGGGACAGCACGGGGGGGUCCUGGUGUGACAGGGAGACCAAGCCACUAUCGGGGAGACCGAGGAGCUGUCAGGGAGACUGAGGUGCUAUCAGGUGCUGUCAGCCCCGGGGACCCACAGGUGCUCCAGGGAGAUUAGCAGGGGGGGCUGUGGAGGUGCGCCCGGGCCACCCUGCUGGGGUUCAAACGCCGUGGCGGCAGUGACAGUGACAACAGGGUGCCCUGGCCUUGUGCAGGCUCGGCGGAGACGCCCCAGGCCAGUGACAGCCCGGGCCGGUGGCUGCCCGGGCGGGUGACAUGGCGGGGGGCGCGGGACUGGCCAAGCGUCUGGGUACCUUUGUGUCAGGGCUGCUGGAGUGCGGCGCCUUCUGUGGUAUCAUCUUCGGCUGGGCCUCCCUCGUCUUUGUCCUUAAGGAACUCGGCUACUUCCGGUGGCUGUGCCAGCCCUCCCCCACCAACCACACUCAGGGGCUCGACUGCAGUGCGCAGGAUGAGCAGUUCUCCCUGGUCUUCACCAUCGGCUCCUUCAUGAACAACUUCAUGACCUUCCCCAUGGGCGUCGUCUUUGACCGCUUUGGCACCCUGGCCGCUCGCCUCAUCGCCAUCUCCCUCUACGCCGGUGGGACCCUCCUCGUCGCCUUCUCCACUCCAGAGCUGGCGGUGCUGCUUUUCCCGGCCAUGUCCAUGCUGUCGGUGGGUGGCAUUCUCCUCAUCCUCACCAAUAUGCAGGUGGGCAACCUGUUUGGGAAGUACCGCUCCAUCAUCAUCACCCUCUACAAUGGGGCCUUUGACUCCUCCUCUGCCAUCUUCCUCAUCGUUAAGCUGCUGUAUGCACAGGGGCUAUCCCUGCAAGCCAUGUUCCUCUUCCUGGCAGCCUGCAGCGCCUGGCAUCUGCUGCGCACCCUCUUCCUGAUGCCACGCACCCGCAUCCCCUACCCGUUGCCCCCUGCCUACAACUACGGGCUGCAAUGCCCAGGGCGCUCCCGCUCCUACCGCACCUACGAGGAGAAGAGGCCCCCAGGGGAGGACGGCCCCGAGGAGAUCCCCCUGGAGCCCCCCGUUCCCCGAGGUGAAGCCCCCCCCGGGAUGACGUUCCGGGCCUGUGUGUGCUCGUGGCUCUUUGCCUGGCACGUGGCCUGGCUCUCCGUCAUGCAGCUGCGCCACUACCUGUUCAUCGGCACCCUCAACCCGCUACUCGAGCGCCUGUCACAAGGGGACUUCAACGCGGUGAGCACCUACACCAAUGCCUUCGCCUUCACCCAGCUCUGCGGGGUGCUCUGUGCCCCCUGGAACGGCCUCAUCCUCGACUGGCACAAGCGGGGCAAGCGCCGCCGCCCUGAGGGUGCCCGGGGUGUGCUGGCAGACCUGCAUGCCGCGGUGGUGUCACUGGUAGUGACGGUGGUGCAGUGCCUGCUGUUCUCCGUGUGCGCCGCCGUGCCCAUCCUGCAGGUCCAGUUCGCCACCUUUGUGCUGCAGGUGAUCAGCCGCUCCUUCCUGUAUGGUGGCAAUGCCGCCUUCCUGGCCAUCGCGUUCCCCCCGCAGCACUUUGGGAAGCUGUACGGGCUGGCCAUGGCACUGUCGGCGGUGGUGGCCCUCCUGCAGUACCCCUGUGUCGCCCUGUUGCAGGGGCCGCUCCAAGGGGACCCCUUCUAUGUGAACUUGGGGCUCAUCGCUGUGGUGCUGGUGGCCUUUGUCAGCCCCGUGGUGGUGGCUCGCGAGUGCCGGCGGCGAGCCAAGGAGCUGGAGGCAGCUGGUACCCCCCUCACAGCACCCCCUGCCGCCGAGACCCCCGCCGAGAUGCCUCACUGAGCCCUGCACCUGCCAGGAACCCGGCACCCAGCACCCCCUUUUUGUACUGGCCUGGGGGUGCCGUGCCGGUGGGAUGGGGGACUUUAGGGGUAAUAAACAUUGCUGCCCCUUCCA